ACUUGGAUGGCCGAGAUUCACAGCAAUCAUAGAAUUUCAAGAUUGGUCACGUGUUCCCCUGGUCACUCACGUGACCCUUUGGCAUCGACCAAUUGGGUGGCGCUUCGUCCUGGCGAGAGCGAAAGGAAGAGGGUGGGGAUCAUUUUCCUUUUUGCGAUUUUUAAUCUUGCUACAUCAACGGCGGUCGUAGACAUCAUCCUGCCCGACAGAAAGGACACUGACCCUCGGGCUAAACUGUAACCUGAAACAUCAAGCAACUUCCAGAGUGCGUUCUGCAGCACUUAGAUGUGCUCUGCCUCCCCCCUCCCUGGUGACCCAUUGGCCGACUGCACCCUCACACCCCACUGGCCCUCGAACUCCUUUCUGACUUGACCACACCCCUUUCCUUUUCAAAUCCAACAUGGAGCCCAUUAAAGUCCAAUCAGAAGGUGGACUCAAUGUGACCCUAACCAUUCGGCUGCUGAUGCACGGCAAGGAGGUUGGAAGCAUCAUUGGGAAGAAAGGGGAGACGGUGAAGAAAAUGCGUGAAGACAGUGGAGCUCGCAUCAACAUCUCAGAAGGCAACUGCCCCGAACGGAUAGUCACCAUCACUGGGCCAACAGAUGCCAUCUUCAAGGCCUUCGCAAUGAUAGCCUACAAGUUUGAGGAGGAUAUCAUCAACUCUAUGAGCAACAGUCCUGCCACCAGCAAACCCCCAGUGACCCUAAGGCUUGUGGUCCCAGCCAGCCAGUGUGGCUCACUCAUUGGCAAAGGGGGCUCCAAAAUCAAAGAGAUGCGAGAGUCCACAGGCGCUCAGGUCCAGGUGGCGGGUGACAUGCUACCCAACUCAACAGAGAGGGCGGUGACCAUUUCCGGAGCGCCAGAGGCCAUCAUACAAUGUGUCAAACAGAUAUGUGUGGUGAUGCUGGAGUCCCCACCGAAAGGUGCCACAAUCCCCUACCGCCCCAAGCCUGCCUCCACCCCUGUCAUUUUUUCAGGUGGCCAGGUAAGAGCAGACCCACUGGGGGCGUCCACUGCCAACCUCAGCCUCUUACUGCAGCACCAGCCACUGCCUGCUUAUACCAUCCAAGGACAGUAUGCCAUCCCACAUCCAGAUCAGUUGAGCAAGCUCCACCAGUUGGCUAUGCAGCAAACCCCCUUUACCCCCCUCGGACAGACCACCCCUGCCUUUCCUGCAGCAGGUCUGGAUGCCAGUAACCAGGCCAGUACUCAUGAACUCACCAUUCCCAAUGAUCUAAUAGGCUGCAUAAUUGGACGCCAGGGAACCAAAAUCAACGAGAUCCGUCAGAUGUCUGGGGCACAGAUCAAAAUUGCUAACGCCAUGGAAGGGUCAUCGGAGCGCCAGAUCACCAUCACAGGGACCCCCGCCAACAUAAGCCUGGCCCAGUACCUCAUCAAUGCAAGGUUCCGAGACGUGGCGGCCAUGUGGAACGACCCAUCCUCCAUGACCACAUCCUGAGCUCCCUGUCUGGCUCUUCUAUCUGACCCUUUCCAACAACUGACGACGCCCUCCGGACUCUGGCUGUAGCUCUCCGAAAACUCCGAGCAUCGGCCGCCCUGGUCCUCCACACACCAGUGAGGCCCGAGAGCUCACUUUUAUUUCAGAGAGCCAUUUCAAAAAAGACAACUGUCUAUUGAUUACAUUUUUUAGUUUUGUUUUAGAGAACUGUUGAAGCAUGUUGAAUGUUUAUUAGCAACAACUUGUGUUACUCUUUGCUUUCUGUUCAUCUAUUCUUUUUUUUUCUCUGUCAGUACUGCGUCAUAGAACAUUUAAGAAGUAAAAGAUUGAACAUUUUGUAGAAGUAGUUCUUUGCAUUUAUUACAGCUCAGUGAUGCUAUCGGCAGAGUGUGGUGGGAUGUAGCCAAAAAUUUUGUUUUAUAAUAUAUCUUAGAAAAACGGAGCCUUUAGAAAACAAUAUUGGACUAUUCCACUUCUGUCCUAAUUUGCAUCUUUGUCAAAUUACAUCACAUGACCCUUUUUAGCCAAUGGUAUCACUCCUAGAGCCUCCCAUUUUGUGUUUAUCACCUAUAUUUAUGUAUAUUAUUGCUUAUAUUGCAUGUGUUAAGUGUUGUAUUGUUGUGUAUUUGAGCAGAACCUGUUCAGUGGACCUUGCAAUGUUAUAGCUUUGUGCUCCUGCUCUUUUCCGCUCAUGUUUUUAGCUUUUUUUUUUUCUGGCCAUUCACUUGAGUCCUACACCCUGACCAGACCUAUAGCCUCCUUCUACUACUAGUAUAUACAUGCAUGAAAGGAAAUUAGACAAAACUCAGUGGCUACAACACUGAUUGGAAAUUUAAAUGAUUGUUUAUGAUCAUAUUGUAUUUUAUUUUAUUAUUAUUAUUAUUUUUUUUGUACAAGGACUAUUUGUCAACUACGCGGCGCUCAUGCAAUAGAUGAUUCAACAUGUUUGCUCUGGACUGUCUCUGAUGUACGAGGGGUUAGUUGGCCUCAGGCUGUGUCCAAAACCUUUUGGCUUCUUUCCUUUAUUGUGUUGUGGGAGGAAAAAGCAAAAGUGCUUGGACCAAGCCAUAAGGUGUUUGUUUGAGGCCAAAGAAUGUUCGGGGGU
Molecule: messenger RNA, 2564 nt
Organism: Hippocampus comes (tiger tail seahorse)
Lineage: Eukaryota; Metazoa; Chordata; Actinopteri; Syngnathiformes; Syngnathidae
Product: poly(rC)-binding protein 3-like
Exons: 14
Coding region: 401-1459 (352 amino acids)
Molecular function (GO): RNA binding
Source: RefSeq, a predicted model, not a curated record